Diuraphis noxia (Russian wheat aphid) is the source of this 612-nucleotide messenger RNA. RefSeq names its product E3 ubiquitin-protein ligase CCNB1IP1-like. The record is from RefSeq and is a predicted model, not a curated record. NCBI's taxonomy places the organism in Eukaryota, Metazoa, Arthropoda, Insecta, Hemiptera, Aphididae. Gene Ontology annotation, molecular function: ubiquitin protein ligase activity. Gene Ontology annotation, cellular component: synaptonemal complex. Gene Ontology annotation, biological process: reciprocal meiotic recombination.
AUGACUGAAAUGAAUUUAGUCUGUAAUUACAAAAAAUGUCGUAAGGCUUUAAACACCUUUGCAUGGGUAACGAGUUGCUCACAUAUAUUUUGUGACUACGAUGGUAGUCGAGCAUUUAAUCGUGAAAAAAAGUGCCCGUGCUGUAAUGAAGUCCUAAAUAGACGAUUGGACAUUGUUCAGAUAAACUUAAAUCCUGACGAAUCUUUUAAAUCUAUGAUACUGUGUGGGUUAAGACCAGAAGUUGUAAUGGAUAUAUCAUUACGAGCAGUUUCUUUUUGGAAUUAUCAAAUGACUCAAGAAAAAAUCAUUCAGACUAGUUACAUGAAAAGACUUCAAGCAAAAUAUGAACAGGUUAAAAUCGAUAUAGAAACCAUGGAGUCAGCUUUGAAAGAUGCUGAAUUACAAAGACGAAAAACCCAAGAGAUAGAAGAGAAGCUGAUCGAAAAAAGUAGAAUAUUACAUCAAGUUCAAUCGAAGUAUGAGUCUCUUAAACUUCAACUUAUUUCUAAUACCAUAAAAUCCACAAAAACAGAACAAAUUCCUAUGGCCCAACUCCAGCCUAAAACAUUUGAAGCACAUAAUGAAUUUGUAUUUGCCCCAAACAUUGAUUAA